CGGCAGGACAUCAACGACUUCUACAUUUGCUCGCUGUCCAGUCGCACGAUCACCUACAAGGGCAUGCUGAAGUCGUCGGCCUUGCAGGCGUACUUCGUUGACCUCAACAACCCCAGGUACAAGAUCCAGUACGGCCUGUGGCACCGGCGCUUCAGCACCAACACGCUGCCCAAGUGGCCACUGGCUCAGCCGUUCCGCUACAUCGGCCACAACGGCGAGAUCAACACCAUCCAGGGCAACUACAACUGGGCCACCGCCCGCUCCUCGACCUUCGAGCACCCGAACUUCGGCCACCGCAUCCAGGAGGUGCUGCCGCCCAUGCAGCCAGGCACCUCUGACUCCGGCAACCUGGACAACUACCUCGAGCUCAUGAUCCGGUGCAACCGGCAGCUUCCGGAGGCCUCGGGGUCUCCGCUGUGGGCGGCGAGGGGCCUAUACUGGGGC
Messenger RNA from Prorocentrum cordatum, 444 nucleotides. The record is from the annotation of a GenBank genome assembly. Lineage: Eukaryota; Dinophyceae; Prorocentrales; Prorocentraceae.